CGACAACACUCUCUUUCUUCCUCCCCCGCUGGCUUAAUGCUCCUCCAUCAGAGCCUGUCUACUAGCUAGGCUCUAUGAAACAAUGGCAGAAACGAAAACGAGCGGCACCCUGCCACUCCGACAAGGACAGAUCCAAACGCAAACAAACACCCGAGGCAUCCCAGUAGCUCCCUUCGUUGACAAUGUUUCCGACUACGUCUCGUCAAGGGCAGAGGUCGAGCCCACUCUCCGCUCCUUCCAGGAGAUGAUCUCCAAGUACCAGUUCAUGGAAGUGAACACGGCACGGCGCGCACAGGGCCUCCGCGAGAAAAUCCCCGAUAUCAAGAAGACAUUGGAGAUGGUUCGGUUUCUGAAAUUGAAGAGAGAUGCUUCAUCCUCCUCCUCCAUAACAACCCAUUUCGAACUAAAUGACACCCUCUACGCGAAAGCAUCUAUCUCCCCCGCCGAAACCGAGGAAGUCUAUCUCUGGCUCGGUGCAAAUGUCAUGCUCGCUUACCCCCUUCCCGAAGCGGAGGAAAUGCUGCAGGAGAAAUUGUCCGCCGCGGAAGCUAGUCUUGCUACGUGUGAUGAGGAUUUGGAUUUCUUAAGGGAGCAGAUUACGACAUUAGAAGUUGCCACAGCCCGCGUCUACAACUGGGAUGUUGUACAGAGGAGGAAAGAAAAGGCUGAAGGGAAAGGUGAUGAUGAUGACGAUGAUACUGGGAAGAAAAGGCCUAAUGGUUAAGGAUUCUUUCGAUAUGCGUUGUAUAGAUGCGAUUGAAAAUGUUGAAAACGUUGGC
Messenger RNA from Monascus purpureus, 779 nucleotides. NCBI's taxonomy places the organism in Eukaryota, Fungi, Ascomycota, Eurotiomycetes, Eurotiales, Aspergillaceae. The record is from the annotation of a GenBank genome assembly.